This is a messenger RNA of Helobdella robusta, 339 nucleotides long. RefSeq lists its product as hypothetical. The record is from RefSeq and is a predicted model, not a curated record. Bases 1 to 339 code for a protein of 112 amino acids. The transcript has 2 exons. Lineage: Eukaryota; Metazoa; Annelida; Clitellata; Rhynchobdellida; Glossiphoniidae.
AUGGCCAUUCUUGCCCCUUAUGUGGGGCAAGAAGAGCCAGAACUCAAUCAGCACAGUUUUCUCAUGUUACAGCGUAGACUUGCAUUUCUAAUCAGCGACAAAAGUCACAAACAAACACUGAACAGUUUUUCUCUGCAUCCGUUCGUACCCUGCUCGUGUGACCAGUUCAUGCAGCUACAACAUUGCAUCCACACCUCUGCUAAUACACCAAGCACGCCAACACAACCAGCACAUGACACUGCAGUGUCUGAUGCUGGUGUCAACGCUUGUCUGGAUUCAGCCUCAUUCUGUAUACUUAGUCAUUAUGAAAUAUUUUACUUUAGGUCGAAUUGUCACUGA